Messenger RNA from Betta splendens (Siamese fighting fish), 1504 nucleotides. Its product is annotated as glycerophosphodiester phosphodiesterase 1-like. The record is from RefSeq and is a predicted model, not a curated record. Gene Ontology annotation, molecular function: phosphoric diester hydrolase activity. The coding region runs from base 163 to 1158 and encodes 331 amino acids. Lineage: Eukaryota; Metazoa; Chordata; Actinopteri; Anabantiformes; Osphronemidae. Gene Ontology annotation, biological process: lipid metabolic process. The transcript is spliced from 6 exons.
CUCCUCGUUCUCCGCAGCCUCCUGACGCGGAACCGCUGAUCCACGCUCAUCUGUGUGGGAUCCGCUUUCGGAGCCGUCAUCAUGUAACCUCCUCGCUGCUCGCCCUCUUCGUGUCUCCUCUCGUACAGAGAAUCCUCAGUCUUCGUCGUCCUCCGUCUCGUCAUGCUGCGCAUCGGGGACGAGGCGACGUGCUUCUCGGCGGUGUUUCUGCUGCUGACGCUGGGCACGAGGAGCGCCGCGGGCGCCGCUCUCCUCACCGCCUUCCUCUACGUCUUCAUGGCGAUGUUCCGCUUCCCCCCGGUGCCGGCGGAGCAGGCCGGCCGCGUCCUGCGGCCCAGGGCGUCCGCGGGCGGCGUGCCGGUGGUGGCGCACCGCGGCGGGUGCCGCGACGCCCCGGAGAACACCUUGGCAGCCAUCCGGCAGGCCAGCGAAAACGGGGCCACGGGAGUGGAGCUGGACCUAAGCUUCACCGCCGACGGCGUGCCGGUGCUGAUGCACGACGAGACCGUGGACCGCACGACCAACGGCUCCGGAGCGCUCGGCGAGCUGCAGUUCGCCCACGUGAGGAGGCUGGAUGCUGCAGCGCGACACAGGCUGAAAGACAAGUUCGCUGGAGAGAAAGUCCCAACGUUGCAGGAGGCAGUGGAGGAAUGCGUCAAACAGCGGCUGACCAUCUUCUUCGGUGUCAAAGGUCACCCUGACAAGGCUUCUUCAGUGCUUCAUGCAAUGUAUAAGAAGUUUCCUGUCCUUUAUAAUUCCAGCAUCGUUUCCUCUUUUGAGCCCAAAGUCAUUUACAAGAUGCGGCAGACGGACCCCGGCGUGGCCACAGCUCUCGCCCACCGGCCGUGGAGGCUGAGCCGCUUCCCCGACGGCACCCCGCGGAGCGCGUGCGCGUGGGGCCGGCUGUGGAGCCGCGCUCUGGACGUCCUGCUGGACUGGGCCCACCACCACGUCCUGUGGAAGCUCUGCGGCGUCUCGGCCGUCCUCAUGCACAGAGACUACAUCUCACUGGACUAUGUUCAGUACUGGGCUCAGCGAGGUGUGGAGGUCGUGGGCUGGACUGUCAACACGGCCGUGGAGAAAGACUUCUACCAAAGCCUGCUGAAGAUCGGCUACAUCACCGACAGCCUGCUAGAAGACUGUGAUUCAGUGAUCUGAACUAUCGCACGCACACGGCAGCGGGUUAAGAUUUCACAAGAGCCAAUUCAAAUGAUCGUUAUGAAAUUUUAAAUUAAGACGAUCAGAUUAAUUUAUUGUUGGUGACUGUAAAGACAGACUAAACUGUACAUUAUCUGUAGCUGGAAUACAGAUGAAUUAAACCUAUAAACGGUCACUUGAAAUCAUGAAGUCUCAGCUGUUUGCUCUCACGUUUUUACGAAACUAGCAGCAGCAACAGCAUCACACCAUCUGUUAACAACAGUGGACUUACUGACGCCACAUCAUCUCCAGCUGCACUUAUGUUUAUUUAUUAACAAAUAAAGAACGAUUUCUUAACUGCUCUGAA